AUGGCUCCUCAAAAGCACCUUCAAGGCCGGUCCUUCAAGGUCGAGCGCGUCAAGCGCAGUGACUAUGUUGCCCAUGGUCCUACGGCGCUGCGUAAGGCAUACCGCAAGUUCGGAAUUGAUGUCUCGAACCUCAAGGGUGUUGACGUGAGCGACUUCGAGCCUUUCGACACUAAGCAUACCACCCCGACCAAAAGCGCAAAGGGAGAUGUGGUGGAUGAUGGGAAAACUGGCGCUGUGGAUGCCACUUCAGUUGAUGGAGACGUCGAGUUCGUUUCGCCGGUCAAUAUCGGCGGCCAGACCCUCGAUAUGAAUUUUGAUAGUGGUUCUGCUGAUAUGUGGGUGCUGAGCUCGAAACUCCCCAAGUCCGUGCAAAAUGGCCGAACAGUGUAUGAGCCGAGCAAAUCCGCCACAUUCAAAGAAGUCCAAAAUAGCAGUUUCGAGAUCUCAUACGGCGAUGGGUCGUAUGCCAACGGGGGAGUAGGCAAGGACGAUGUUUCAAUUGGCGGCGUUAAAGUCACUGGGCAACCAUUCGGCCUCCCAACAGUGGUCUCGCAAACAUUUGCCGAGGACAAAAAAUCCAACGGACUUGUCGGUCUUGGUUUCUCCUCAAUUAACACCAUCACACCCGAGCCACAGAAAACCUUCUUCGAGAACGUCGCCCCCAGUCUCGACGAGCCGGUCUUCACUGCCAGACUGCUCAGCAAUGGCGUCGGUGAAUAUGAAUUUGGAACCGUUGAUAAAAGCAAAUAUAGCGGCACCAUGGUCAAUGUCAGCGUAGAUGCAUCCAACGGAUUUUGGCAGUUCAACUCAGCACAAUUCGCCGUAGGAGGAGGCUCUUUCCAACCGAUCACUAAGACAACCCAGGCGAUUGCAGACACAGGCACCUCGCUCAUGAUGGUCAGUCCUGAUGUGGCUGAGGCGUACUAUGACCAGGUUGAAGGCGCCAUUUUUGCAAACAAUGCCAAUGGGUAUAUCUUCCCCUGUACUUCGGACUUGCCCACUCUGUCUGUCGCAAUCGGGACUGCUUAUUCGGCUACCAUCCCUGGAUCUUUGAUGAAUUGGUCGCAGGUUGGUAUCAAUACAACUACCGGCGAAACAGUAUGCUAUGGCGGACUUCAGUCAAGCGGAGAAUCAGCCAUGGCCAUCUACGGCGAUGUGUUCUUGAAGGCUCUGUUUGUGGUCUUCGAUUCACGCGGGCCUUCUCUGGGAUUCGCGUCGCCUGCUUGA
Molecule: messenger RNA, 1227 nt
Organism: Penicillium paradoxum
Lineage: Eukaryota; Fungi; Ascomycota; Eurotiomycetes; Eurotiales; Aspergillaceae
Product: pepsin-like aspartic protease
Exons: 3
Coding region: 1-1227 (408 amino acids)
Biological process (GO): proteolysis
Molecular function (GO): aspartic-type endopeptidase activity
Source: RefSeq, a predicted model, not a curated record